Messenger RNA from Argiope bruennichi, 1372 nucleotides. RefSeq names its product histone-lysine N-methyltransferase SETMAR-like. Gene Ontology annotation, cellular component: nucleus. The transcript is spliced from 2 exons. The record is from RefSeq and is a predicted model, not a curated record. NCBI's taxonomy places the organism in Eukaryota, Metazoa, Arthropoda, Arachnida, Araneae, Araneidae. Gene Ontology annotation, molecular function: zinc ion binding; protein binding; histone methyltransferase activity. The coding region runs from base 518 to 1351 and encodes 277 amino acids.
UUUGUUGAUUUUGCAAUUCAUGAAAAAUAAGCUACGAAACUGCAAAGGCAUAAGUUUUCUGUUUAACUUAGAAUAUAGUUAUAAAUAUAUUUUUGUCAUGAGAAAACAUUUAUUUACCAAAUUUGUCAAGUAGAUUUUUGCUUAUCUCGAAAUGAGUUGCUGACUAAUAUUGCAAUACUUAAUGUAUUUUUUUAUUCUGUAAAAAUUAAAUAGUUCCGGUUUAAAAAUAAAAGUGAAGAAUGAAAUAUUGUAAACAUUUUGCUUUUGUUACUAUUGUAAUUUCUGAAGAACUUUGAGUUGUCAUAGCUUCGCUUUAGUCAAAACAAACAGAAUGUAAACAAACGGGAGUAAGCAUACAUCCUUAGACAGACAACGGUUGUAACAUGCUUAAAACACCGGUUCACGUUCUCAUCAAACGGGGGAGCAUAAUAUCUAAAAAAAACUAACUUCAUCAUUAGUUCAUCUUUAACUGUAAAAUAUUCUUCAUGAUAGUAAAUAAUUAAAAAAAAACACUGAGAUGACUUUCUUUUUAGAGGAUAUAUCUGACCACCAAGAAAACAUCAAAAUCCCAUUCAUAAAUGAAAGAAAUUGCGAUCAAUUGCCAACAUUUGUUUAUACUCCUCAUUGUGUGUUGAAAACUGAGUCUCUUCUUAAAGAUUUUGAAAGUAUAUCAUUACCAUGUGACUGUGAAAACAUAUGCAGUGAAAAAUGUCCUUGCUCUUCAAAUGCAUAUUAUGAUGGUAAACUCUCCAAGAAUUAUGAUAAUAAUACUAGUAAACCUAUUAUUGAAUGUUCAGAUAUGUGCUCUUGUGUAAUUAAAUGCAAUAAUAGAAUUGUACAGCAUGGAAUUCAAUUUCCUCUACAAGUUUUUUUAACUGAUAGAACAGGUUUUGGUGUUCGAAGUACAGAAUUUAUUCCUGAACUUUCAUUUGUUUGUGAAUAUGCUGGGGAGAUAAUAGAUGAAUCUGAAGCAUAUAGAAGAUUAAAAAGCCAUACACCAGAUGAAUCUAAUUACAUAUAUGUGCUAAAAGAACACAGUUCUGAUAAUAAGCAUAUUCAGACAAUAAUUGAUCCAACUUGCAUUGGCAAUGUUGGAAGAUUUUUGAAUCAUUCUUGUUCUCCAAAUUUAUUUUCAGUUCCUAUUCGUGCUGGUAGUAUGAUACCACGAAUUUGCUUCUUUGCAAAAAAAGACAUCUUGCCUUUUCAAGAGCUUACUUAUAAUUAUGGUGGACAUUGUACUUUUAAAAAAAGUGAUUCCAGACCUGUAGAACUUCGUGCAAGAAAAUGCCUGUGCUAUAGUUCAGAUUGCUGUGGACACUUACCAUUUGUUGAAAAUAAUUGGCUAAAAUGAAAUAAAUUCUUAUUUGUGGAA